CGCGCCUGCGCAGAGCCGGGGCCUCGGUGGGCGGGGCCCAGCCCAAUGGGGCCUGGGUUGCGGUGUGUUUUGCCGGGUGUUUCCUCUUAACCUUCUUAGGUAUUUCGUGACCCUGCCUUACUAACUCACCCCGGGGAGUGAGUGGAAACGCGGCCCACCCCGUUCUCUCCUUAUGGUGGAUCAGUUACAAACCAGUGGGAGUAUGUUUCGGGAUUCUCCCAUUACCCCUCAUUGAUUCACCCCAGCCUCCUUGCAUUAUCAACCUAAUAUGUCUGUGACACCCCCUCACACUGGUUGUCAUGGAGAGUUUUGGAGCCCCACCACUUUAUUAUCCCCUUGCAUUUCACUUCAGCAGUGUUUGGUGAUGCACCCUUAACCUCCCUUUCCCCCGUGACACCAUCUGGUGAGCCCAGUUAUCCACUCUUGUCCCCACUACAGACCAUAGUGACGUUUACAUCUCCCUUGAGCAUCGUGUCUGCUGCGCCCCUAGGAACUCCCAUCACAGUCUGGAGACUCCUGCUAACCACCUAACACAUUGUUUGUGGGCCCACCGUCGUUACAGCCUGGGCUUUGGGAUGCCCGCAGUGUUCUUGGGAGCAGUCCUCACUUUCUCCAAACUAAGGGAAAAAGCUGAUUGUCCUGCCUGUGACUCCUCCCUCACCACGGAGCCCCAUGGCACCUGCCCAGCCCCGCCUCAGCCCGUCUUGACAAAGUCCUAGGCUCCAUGGAGCCACCACGGGGCCCCUCUGCCAAUGGGGCCGAGCCAUCCCGGGCAGUGGGCACUGUCAAAGUGUACCUGCCCAAUAAGCAACGAACAGUGGUGACUGUCCGGGAUGGCAUGAGUGUCUAUGACUCUCUAGACAAGGCCCUCAAGGUGCGGGGUCUCAACCAGGAUUGCUGCGUGGUCUAUCGGCUCAUCAAAGGGCGAAAGACAGUCACUGCCUGGGACACAGCCAUUGCCCCCUUGGAUGGCGAGGAGCUCAUUGUGGAGGUCCUUGAAGAUGUCCCACUGACCAUGCAUAAUUUUGUACGGAAGACAUUCUUCAGCCUGGCCUUCUGUGACUUCUGCCUUAAGUUUCUCUUCCAUGGUUUCCGCUGCCAAACCUGUGGCUACAAGUUCCACCAGCAUUGUUCCUCCAAAGUGCCCACAGUCUGUGUCGACAUGAGUACCAACCGCCGACAGGUCUACCACAGUACCCAGGAUUUGUCCGGAGGCUCCAGACAGCACGAGGCUCCCUCCAGCCGCCCCAUGAAUGAGCCACUAACCCCUCAGGGACCCAGCCCCUGCACCCAGCACUGUGGCCCUGAGCUCUUUCCCUUCCCUGCCCCGGCCAAUGCCCCCCUCCAGCGUAUUCGCUCCACGUCCACUCCCAACGUCCAUAUGGUCAGCACCACGGCCCCCAUGGAUUCCAGCCUCCUCCAGCUCACUGCCCAGAGCUUCAGCAAUGAUGCUGCUGGUGGUAGAGGUGGUGGCGAUGGAGUCCCCCGGGGGAGCCCCAGCCCGGCCAGUGUAUCCUCGGGGAGGAAGUCCCCACAUUCCAAGUCCCCAUCAGAGCAGAGGGAACGGAAGUCUGUGUCUGAUGAGAAGAAGAAAGUGAAAAAUCUGGGGUACCGGGACUCGGGCUAUUACUGGGAGGUGCCACCGAGUGAGGUGCAGCUACUGAAGCGCAUCGGGACGGGCUCCUUCGGCACUGUGUUUCGCGGGCGGUGGCAUGGCGACGUGGCUGUGAAGGUGCUCAAGGUGGCCCAGCCCACAGCUGAGCAGGCCCAGGCCUUCAAGAACGAGAUGCAGGUGCUCAGGAAGACACGCCACGUCAACAUCUUGCUGUUCAUGGGCUUCAUGACCAGGCCGGGAUUUGCCAUCAUCACACAGUGGUGUGAGGGCUCCAGCCUCUACCACCACCUGCACGUGGCUGACACACGCUUUGACAUGGUCCAGCUCAUCGAUGUGGCCAGGCAGACUGCCCAGGGCAUGGACUACCUCCAUGCCAAGAACAUCAUCCACCGAGAUCUCAAGUCUAACAACAUCUUCCUGCAUGAGGGGCUCACAGUGAAGAUCGGUGACUUUGGCCUGGCCACAGUGAAGACACGGUGGAGCGGAGCCCAGCCCUUGGAGCAGCCCUCGGGUUCUGUGCUAUGGAUGGCGGCUGAGGUGAUACGUAUGCAAGACCCGAACCCCUACAGCUUCCAGUCAGAUGUCUACGCCUAUGGGGUCGUGCUCUACGAACUCAUGACUGGCUCCCUGCCUUACAGCCAUAUUGGCAGCCGUGAUCAGAUAAUCUUUAUGGUGGGCCGAGGCUAUCUGUCCCCGGACCUCAGCAAAAUCUCCAGCAACUGCCCCAAGGCCAUGCGGCGCCUGCUGUCUGACUGCCUCAAGUUCCAGCGGGAGGAGCGACCCCUCUUCCCUCAGAUCCUGGCCACGAUUGAGCUGCUGCAGCGGUCACUCCCCAAGAUUGAGAGGAGUGCCUCGGAACCCUCCUUGCACCGCACCCAGGCUGAUGAGUUGCCUGCCUGCCUGCUCAGCGCAGCCCGCCUUGUGCCUUAGGCCCCGCCCCGGGCCACUAGGGAGCCAAUCUCAGCCUGCUGCACCAAGGAGCCCUGCUCACCAGCCAAUCAAUGGCCGGUUUCUGCCCUGAUACUGCCUCAGGAUUCCCCCAUCCCUACCCUGGGAGAUGAGAGGGUACCCAAUUGCUUUUCCAGUUUCUCUGGAAUUGGGGGAGCCCCCUGAAACUGAGACCCCCCCUGCCUCCACAAUUUGGUUUCCUCUUGCCUCUGGGGAUACUUAUAAAUUUGGGAGCUCCUUCAUCUCCAA
Molecule: messenger RNA, 2812 nt
Organism: Condylura cristata (star-nosed mole)
Lineage: Eukaryota; Metazoa; Chordata; Mammalia; Eulipotyphla; Talpidae
Gene: ARAF
Product: A-Raf proto-oncogene, serine/threonine kinase
Exons: 16
Coding region: 725-2545 (606 amino acids)
Biological process (GO): signal transduction; protein phosphorylation
Cellular component (GO): mitochondrion; cytosol
Molecular function (GO): protein kinase activity; ATP binding
Source: RefSeq, a predicted model, not a curated record